UGGAAGCAGGGUCGCACUUUUGGAAAUGAUUGCGUACCUACACAUGUAGCGUACCUACGCAUGCAGCUUACCAAAGGAAUUUAAAUAUCUGCAGGUUUCUCAGCAAUUUAUCUCGCCUUCUCUCAUGGGACGCCUUUGAGGUCAGUAGGCUAGCCUAUAGAAAUUUCUCUAACGCAAACUAUGCGCCACAUUUCAGGUUUCGAUUCGUCCCCAGAAAAGUUCUGCCUUCCUAAACUAUCAAAGCUGGAAGUUGAGUUGCGCUACAGCAGUGAAUACGUUUUUCGAGAGACAGUGUUUAGCACCUCCCGCUCCUCGUAGGCAGUGGAACCAUUCAUCUGCAUGGAAUGACAUAUUUUCCAGGAUUUAUGAGCUGAUACUGUUUUCAAGAGUCUGUAGAUAGUACCCAGUAUCACUGGAGGAUCUUCCUGAGUUCAAGGAGACUGGACAAGAGGGGAACACCAACCAGCCAACCAUGUCUUCCAUUGACCCCUACCAGUACAUUAUUGUGGAGCAGCAGUUCUCUCACAAGUUCAGAGUGACGGUGGUGCGAGCUAAGAAUGUCACUAAGGGAGCAUUGGGUGACAUGUUGGACACUCCUGACCCCUAUGUGGAGCUGUUCAUUCCCACUGCCCCUGAGAGCAGGAAACGAACGAGGCAUAUAGACAAUGACAUCCACCCAGAAUGGAAUGAGACCUUUGACUUCAUACUGGACCCAAACCAGGAGAAUGUUCUAGAGAUAACUUUAAUGGACGCCAAUUACGUGAUGGACGAGACGCUUGGGACUGCGUCGUACAACAUCUCCAAGAUGUUGAAAACUGGCCAGACAGAGACCGUGCCUUUCCUUAUCGGCAAAGCAACCAAUGUGUACUUAGAGAUGGCCCUGGAGGUCUGUACGAACAUGGACCUGCGGUUCAGUCUGACCCUGUGUGACAAGGAGAAACUAUUCAGACAGGCCCGCAGAGAGAGGGUGAUGCUGGGCAUCAAGAAGCUGCUGGACAUGGAGAAGCCCAGCUUCCUCCCCAGCACCCCUCAGGAGGUGCCGGUGAUUGCCAUAGUGGGUUCAGGGGGAGGCUUCAGGGCCAUGGUGGGCUUCUCUGGGGUGAUGAAGGCCCUGUAUGAGUCUGGGGUCCUGGACUGUGCCACCUACAUUGCUGGCCUCUCUGGAUCCACCUGGUACAUGUCGACCCUGUUCUCCCACCCAGAGUUCCCCUCUAAGGGUCCUAAGGAGAUCAAUGUGGAGCUGAUGAAGAGAGUGAGCAGUAACCCUCUGAGACUGCUGCUGCCCCAGCACAUCACCAACUACAUUCAGGCUCUGUGGAGCAAGAAGGCCAACGGACAGCCCGUCACCUUCACUGACAUCUUCGGCAUGCUCAUCGGCGAGACACUCAUCCCUGCGAGGAUGGACACAAAGCUGAGUGAGUUGCAGGAGAAGGUGAACGAGGCCCAGUGUCCUCUCCCUCUGUUCACUUGUCUGCACGUCAAACCAGACGUGUCCGAGCUCAUGUUCGCAGACUGGGUGGAGUUCAGCCCGUAUGAGAUUGGAAUGGCAAAGUACGGAACGUUCAUGACCCCUGACCUUUUUGGAAGCAAGUUCUUCAUGGGAACCGCUGUGAAGCAGUAUGAAGAGAACCCACUACAUUUCCUUAUGGGGGUUUGGGGGAGUGCCUUCUCAAUCCUCUUCAACAGAGUGCUGGGGGUCAAAGACACAGUCGGGGGGAGCACCAUGGAGGAAGAGCUUGAACAGUUAAAGCCUCAACACAUUGUGGGGGAGGACAGUCUAGAUAAUGAUGAGAGGCCUCAGAAAGAGACGGAAGACGAGUUCCGCACCGCCAAGAACAGUUGGGUCCAGCGAAUGAUCACCUCCCUCGUCAGCGACUCCUCCCUGUUCAACACGCGAGAGGGGCGGGCGGGGAAGGUCCAUAACUUCAUGCUAGGCCUCAACCUCAACACCAACAUGCCCUUCUCCACCUUUGGAGACUUUAUGUACCAGAACUCCUGUGCCUCCGUCGAGGAUGAGGUUGACGCUGUCACAGACCCAGAUGAGUUUGCUGGUAUCUACGAGCCACUGGACGUGAAGAGUAAGAAGAUCCACAUAGUGGACAGUGGUCUGACCUAUAACCUCCCGUACCCCCUCAUCCUGCGGCCGCAGCGUGGCGUCGACCUCAUCAUCUCCUUCGACUUCUCAGCCCGCCCCAGUGACUCCAGCCCACCCUUCAAGGAGCUGCUGCUGGCUGAGAAGUGGGCCCGGAUGAACAAGUUGCCAUUCCCUAAGAUCGACCCCAAAGUGUUUGACCGCGAGGGCCUGAAAGAGUGCUACGUAUUCAAGCCAAAAAAGGGGGAACGGAACUGCCCCACUGUCAUCCAUUUUGUCCUGGUCAACAUCAACUUCAGGAUGUUCAAAGCCCCUGGAGUGCCUCGUGAGACAGAACAGGAGAAGGAGAUGGCUGACUUUGACAUCUUUGACGACCCCGAGACACCGUACUCCACUUUUAACUUCCAGUACUCAAACCAGGCCUUCACACAGCUCCACGACCUCAUGGAAUUCAAUACGCUCAACAACAUCGAGGUGAUAAAAGAGGCCAUUAAGGAGAGCAUCGUGUACAGGAAGGAGAAUCCCUCACGCUGCGCUGUGUCCCUCUCACUCAACGAGAUCCAGAACAAAAUGUUCCUGAAGCGGGAGAAAGCCCGGAAGUGAGAGCCGGAAUGCUGACAGAAGCAAGGUCAAGCUAUCAGACUUUGCGAAUUGACAUACAUUGGCAAUGAUAUUUAGCAACAACAACAAAAUUGGGGGAACAUUGUUGGUUUGUUUUGUCCAUCUAAUGUGAAUGAAGAGGGUUUGGUGGAAACCAUAGAAAACUGUGGUGGAUAUGAUUGAACAACCUGACAGAGACUUAUUAUGGACCCUAAUGUUUAGUGAUGUAAAGCCUUAAGAGGUCUUAAAAUAGCAGUAAACUAAACUCCAUGCUCCAGGUUGACUUUCCAUUUGAUAAGUUUGACUCUUGUAUGUAUGCUGUGUUUUUUGAUGUAGCAGGGUUUUCCUCCAGGAUAGUUGUAAACAGUUGUUACUGAUCUAAACACAAGUGAUCUCAUCGCAAAUCAUGGAAACCAUAGAAUAGGAGGUGUUCUUAAACCCUCAGGUUGUGUUUGAUGGCAAAGUGCACCACCUCCGGAUACCUCAAACAUCUCAAUUAUGUUUAUUCAACGCAGGGUGUGUCUUAAAAUCAAACCCACUAUUUCGAAUAACAAAACAAAACUCAACACCAUAGAAACGGCCGCUCAGUCUGCCUUUUUUAAAUUCCUCUCUGUCACGUUUGAGUGUGUUUAUUUUCCUGAGUGUGUUAUUUCAGACUUCUUCUUAGAAAAAAAAAGUUUUUUUUUUUUUCAAGUAAUUUCCUUCCACCGUGACCACUCAGUGACUUCUUAAAAAGCUACAGGAAAGGUGUCAAUGGAAGUAACCUGAGUCCAGACUUAGCCCCCGCAGUUAUGGUCUGGUGUGUCUGUGCUGAGGGAGGGUGAGAACGGUGGGGUGUAACCCUGGCAAGGACGUGGCGUGAUGGUUGAGAGCACUCCCACUCAUCAGCACACAGUGGAAUUUUACACAGUACACCUACACCUGCAGCGUCUGAAGAGAAGAAUCUGACACACUACACCAAUACCUGCAGGGGCCAAGAGGCUUCCAGCGUGCUGUGGAAUUUUACACAGUACACAAAGCCCUGCCUUCCAACCGUGGCCUGACUGGACUCACGGUUCAGCCUAGUUUUUAAAACAUAAUGUUAUGUAGAACAGGUGAUUUUCUUAAUCUUUUAUCACAGAAGCCCAAAUAGUUCUAGCUAGCGACUUUUUGGUUUUACUGUGUAUUUUAUUUUGUGCAAACUAAAAACAUUUUUUAAAUCUCAUUUCAUACUGAGCUUUGUACAACAUCACACAAGCAAUGAUAGUCAUACUGCUGAUCUUUUAAAGACACCUGUGUGGCACCUUUUUAUUCAGUGGAUGUUAUUCUCAUAGGUAGAACGAAUACAUGAGAAGUAGGAAAUAUUUGUAUUUUUUUCCAUGUACAGCUGUCUUGGACUACAGUACAUUUCAAUUUUUCUAGCAAUGUUUACAAUUAUGGGCAGUGGUGUAGUGGAGGGUAAACACAAACGCCGUUUACCCACCAUGCUUUUGGGCCCAACAGUUUCCCACCAUGCUUUUGGGCCCAACAGUUUCCCACCAUGCUUUUGGGCCCAACAGUUUCCCACCAUGCUUUUGGGCCCAACAGUUUACCCACCAUGCUUUUGGGCCCAACAGUUUACCCACCAUGCUUUUGGGCCCAACAGUUUACCCACC
This is a messenger RNA of Coregonus clupeaformis (lake whitefish), 4326 nucleotides long. Its product is annotated as cytosolic phospholipase A2-like. Lineage: Eukaryota; Metazoa; Chordata; Actinopteri; Salmoniformes; Salmonidae. The transcript is spliced from 18 exons. Gene Ontology annotation, cellular component: endoplasmic reticulum; nucleus; cytosol. Bases 473 to 2695 code for a protein of 740 amino acids. Gene Ontology annotation, molecular function: calcium ion binding; calcium-dependent phospholipid binding. Gene Ontology annotation, biological process: glycerophospholipid catabolic process. The record is from RefSeq and is a predicted model, not a curated record.